CUUACAGCACCGCACAUGCGCAGUACCCUGUGUAAACACCACCUGAGAUGCCCUUGCGGCUGCCUUGUGGCUGCGUCUGCUGGGUCAACCUCGAGAGGAGAGGCUCCAGCAUGUCUGCUGCUGCUGCGGCUGCUGUGCCAGCCUGCAGAGAUUAAACAUGUCUGCAGUUCCUGUGGCUCUUCAAGUUUUCUUCCAGCUUCCCUGCUCUCGCCUGGCCUACCCUGGGUUCAGCGAACAGAGGUACUUGGGAGAAUGGACAAGACCUGUGAAAUGAAAUACAAAGUGGUGGACAGCCCUCUGGGGAAGUUGGAGAUCUCUGGUUGUGAGCAGGGUCUGCAUGGGAUAAAGCUGCAUGGCGGGAAGACCCCAGACACUGAGCCUGCGGAGGCCGCCGCUCCCGCUGAGCAGCUCAGAGAUCCUGGGGCAAUGCUGGAGCCCCUGCUGCAGUGCGCGGCCUGGCUGGACACCUAUUUCCGCGAGCCCGCAGUCCUCGAGGGGCUCCCCGUGCCUGCGCUGCACCAUCCCGUCUUCCAGAAAGAGUCAUUCACCAGACAGGUGUUAUGGAAGCUGCUGACGCUUGUGAAAUUCGGAGAAACGGUUUCUUACCAGCAAUUAGCAGCCCUGGCGGGCAACCCCAGAGCAGCGCGGGCCGUGGGAGGAGCCAUAAGGAACAACCCUAUCCCCAUCCUCAUCCCGUGCCAUCGAGUGGUCUGCAGCAGCGGGGCCAUGGGCAACUACUCUGGAGGCGUGGGCGUGAAGAAGUGGCUGCUGGCCCACGAGGGCCAUCCCGCGGGGAAAGCGGCCCGUGGAGGGGGCUCCCGUGCCACCGGAUCCUGGCGCGGGGCCCUGGGUAGCACCGCCAGCUCCCAGCCCGCAGGCCGAGACUGAGAGUGUGUGAGCAGUGUGCUAGGCAUGGGGUGUGUGCUGGGAGGGUGGGGGGUGGGGUGUGCUGAGGG
Bubalus bubalis (water buffalo) is the source of this 956-nucleotide messenger RNA. It is a transcript of the gene MGMT, whose product is annotated as O-6-methylguanine-DNA methyltransferase. Gene Ontology annotation, biological process: DNA repair. Gene Ontology annotation, molecular function: methylated-DNA-[protein]-cysteine S-methyltransferase activity. The transcript has 5 exons. NCBI's taxonomy places the organism in Eukaryota, Metazoa, Chordata, Mammalia, Artiodactyla, Bovidae. The record is from RefSeq and is a predicted model, not a curated record. Gene Ontology annotation, cellular component: nucleus. Bases 16 to 888 code for a protein of 290 amino acids.